GUAUUGGCUACGUGGGUGGUAAGUGUAUUUUGGCGAUACUUUGACGAUACUUUGACUAUAUCCCUAAAAUAUUCGAGUUAUCGAAAUAGGUGGUGUUUGAGGCUGUAACAUUUGUUUAGGUAAGUAUGUGUUUAAUGGUGUUUUAUUUUUUCACUAGCUACCAGCAACCUACAUCGGUAUUGUUGUAACUAAGUUUUGUAUCCACUUUAAUUAACAUUAACCAUUUUAACUAAUACAUUGUGACAUGCCGUCAUACACUACUUUGUUUGCAUUAGUUACAUUGCAGUUUUGAAGGUUUCAGUACAUAUAACUAAACAUUGUCUUUGUUUGUCACCUUCACAGGGACAAUGGCGACUUUAGAGGACAGUCUGAAGACAAUAGUGAGAACCUUCAGGCGAGAAUGCCACCGGGUUCUUGAGUCAGAGAGGACUACCAUCCACGGGGCAGAUGGAAUGUUGAUGGUUCUACAGCUGGCCAUUGCAGAGGUCAAUAAACAGGUAAAACUGGUAGCAGUUAUAAGCUAUGAAUCCCUUACUGUGGGCAGUGGCCUACAGCAGUUUCGCGAGGCCCCUACAAGACUGAGAAAGCCCCCCCAAAGUAGUUAAUUUUUUGUGGGGGGGAUCUGUUAACUUCCUAGAAUUAUACACAUUUUGCCAUGAGGCUAAGAGAAAAUGUUGCAGUUUAACAGCUAAUUUCCUGUAAUUCAUAACAUUUUUUAAGUGUCUUGUAACAGGGGAGGACCAUGUAUAUGCUACAAUAACAGUACUUGUUGCAUUUACAACUUGUCUAAGUCCUAGCAUCUACUGAUUUCAGCUAGUGUAUAGCUGUGGAUUGACUGCAUUGUUUGAAUGUAAUAGUGGCAGUUAAUUUGAGAGAAUUAAUGGAGUCAUUCAUCUAAAGCCAGUUAACAAACAUGCAGUGCAGACAUUUUUCACAUUCAUUAUUUUACACCAUCUUAUCACAGCACUGGCAAUCCAAGGUUGACCAACUCCCUGACCAAAAUGGCUGAUCUUUAUUCCAUCAGAAGAAGCUUCAUGUCCAUUCUGGUAUUUUAAUUCCUAAUUCUUUUGGGUUGGGGCCUCCCAAGCCUGUGUGGUACGCCAGUGACUGUGGUCCUAACAGACAUUGAUACUGCAAUCAAAGCCAUAACAUUUAAUGUCAUAACUCCAAACGUGUUGUCACUAAGGCAAUGAGUUUAUCUACACCCCUAUUAUAGCCAUUUGGGCCUGGUUUCUCCUGAUCACAUGGUCAGAAAAGACUCCUGACCCUAUAAAGUAAUAAUCACACCAUUUGUCCCACCUUUGUCCCACCAGACUGUAUGGGAGGAUAAUUCUCCAUGAUCUAUGCAUUAUGAUUCCCAUCACAGGCAGCAGUCAUGGCUAUAAGCCAUCUGCUUUUGCUCUCUUCUGACAGGAGAGUGGAGAGUUCAGUGUUGCCCUGAGCGACGUCCUGAUGGCCUGGAAACACUUACUGUUAGACAAACUUCACCUGCCCCUUCACGUUGACUCUCCCCGACCAGAGAACUAUGACAUCAUCAGGAAAGAAUACGACUCCUUUCUGAAGCGCACCAACACUAUGGACCUGAUUGAUAUCCACUCUAUGUACAAACAGCUGAGGGUUGAUCCGGACCCUGAGGAGCCUCUGAACUCAGUGAGUAUUAGGCCUGAUUGAAACUAGGAUGAUGGACCAUGAUUGGACAUUUUAGUCAACUGUUUGAUAUAGUCUCAAAGGCCAGCUCAGCCAGUUAGGCUAACUGCCAAAUCUGUGUUCAUGUUGUUGCCAAGGUCCAGCUGUUUCAGUUUCUGUCCAGUAACAUGGAGACCUAUGAGGUGAGGAAUUCCCUGUCCCAGGUCCCCUCGACCCCAUCAAGCAAGUCAAAGCCAUGCAGCACACAGGUAAACAUACAGUACCAGUCAAAAGUUUGGACACACCUACUCAUUCAAAGGUUUUUCUUUAUUUUUACUGUUUUUUACAUUGUAGAUUAAUAGUGAAGACAUCAAAACUAUGUAAUAACAAAUAUGGAAUCAUGUAGUAACCAAAAAAGUGUUAAACAACUCAAAGUAUAUUUGAGAUUUUUCAAAUAGCCACCCUUUGCCUUGAUGACAGCUUUGAACACUCUUGGCAUUCUCUCAACCUGGAAUGCUUUUCCAACAGUCUUGAAGGAGUUCCCACAUAUGCUGAGCACUUGUUGGCUGCUUUUGCUUCACUCUGCCGUCCGACUCAUCCCAAACCAUCUCAAUUGGGUUGGGGUCGGGUGAUUGUGGAGGCCAGGUCAUCUGAUGCAGCACUCCAUCACUCUCAUUCUUGGUAAAAUAGCCCUUACACAGCCUGGAGGUGUGUUGGGUCAUUGUCCUGUUGAAAAACAAAUGAUAGUCCCACUAAGCCCAAACCAGAUGGGAUGGUGUAUCGCUGCAGAAUGCUGUGGUAGCCAUGCUGGUUAAGUGUGCCUUGAAUUCUAAAUAAAUCACAGACUGUGUUACCAGCAAAGCACCCCCACACCAUGACACCACUUCCUCCAUGCUUUACAGUGGGAGAUACACAUGAGGAGAUAAUCCGUUCACAAAGACACAGCGGUUUGAACCACAAAUCUCCAAUUUGGACUCCAGACCAAAGGACACAUUUCCACCGGUCUAAUGUCCAUUGCUCGUGUUUCUUGGCCCAAGCAGGUCUCUUCUUCUUAUGGGUGUCCUUUUAGUAGUGGUUUCUUUGCAGAAAUUCGACAAUAAAGGCCUGAUUCACACAGUCCCCUCUGAACAGUUGAUGUUGAGAUGUGUCUGUUACUUGAACUCUGUGAAGCAUUUAUUUGGGCUGCAAUUUCUGAGGCUGGUAUCUCUGGGUCUUCCAUUCCUGUGGUGGUCCUCAUGAGAGCCAGUUUCAUCAUAGUGCUUCAUGGUUUUUGCGACUGCACUUGAAGAAACUUUCAAAGUUCUUGACAUUUUCCGUAUUGACUGACCUUCAUGUCUUAAAGUAAUGGACUGUUGUUACUAUUUAGUAAUUUUGGUUGUUCUUGCCAUAAUAUGGACUUGGUAUUUUACCAAAUAGGGCUAUCUUCUGUAAACCCCCCCCUACCUUGUCACGACACAACUGAUUGGCUCAAACGCAUUAAGAAGGGAAAGAAAUUCCACAAAUUAACUUAUAAGAAGGCCCACCUGUUAAUGGAAAUGCAUUCCAGGUGACUACCUCAUGAAGCUGGUUGAGAGAAUGCCAACAGUGUGCAAAGCUGUCAUCAAGGCAAAGGGUGGCUAUUUGACAAAUCUCAAAUAUAUUUGGAUUUUUUAACACUUUUUGGGUUACUACAUGAUUCCAUGUGUUAUUUCAUAUAUUUGAUGUCUUCACUAUUAUUCUACAAUGUAAAAAAUUAAAAAAUAAAGAAAAACCCUUGAAUGAGUAGGUGUGUCCAAACUCUUGACUGGUAGUGUAUGUUCAUACAUGCUUAUGACAUAUCAGCAUUAUACUGGUCAGCAUAAUGUAAGCAAACUGACUCUCCAUUCUCUCCACUCACAUAAGAGAAGGUGGUUUGGCCAGAAUAUUAAAUGUUACAUUGGCUCAUAUCAUUGUGCAACCGAGGUACUUUCUUUCACUGUUCGCUCUCGUUUUCCCAGUCAGUCUGGCAAGCCUUUCAUUCUCGUUGAGCUUUUCCAGUCUUUCUCAGGCACUGGAAUCUGUCUCGCUCUUAUUAACAGGAACUUUAAAUCAUAUCACUCAGAUUUAAGAGCGAAAUGUGAAUUAAAUUACCAGGCAGAUGUUUUAAAACACAACAGACAUUGUGGGCUAGGACAUGCGCUGCUGCAGCCCAAUCUCUCUCCACCAGGCUGCUGCCCUGUCAACUGUCUGAUUUAUGAGUGGGUAGAAUACAGGUUGCUACUGUAGUACUGCUUGGGGUUGACAAGGUUUAUGAAAUGUUGGUUUGGGUUGAAGAUGGUGUUCUGACUUUUAAAUGGGGCCGUGUGUGUUGUUUGUGGCAUCGGCUGGUGUUUUAAAGGCUGUUGGUAAAUCUCCAAUAGGUAGAAAAGGUGGUGAGGAGGGUCUUCUGCUCCUAUCUGGAUCAGCUGGUCAACUCUAAGAACGACAUGGCCCUAGCGCACACCCUUGACACCCCCAAUAGGUCGCUCGGACGUAAAGCUUUUACUGACCUGAAGCGUGAAGCACGGAAGCAAGAACAUGUCACUCUUCUUGGUAAGAAUGACAAAUUGGCCUCUACUCUUUCCAUGUCUGUUUCUUAUCAUUACACUGACCUAUGGGUUUAGCCAAUGAAUGUUGAUGACAUGACAAUCAUAUGUCUCAUAAUGUUAAUCAUCUAUAUAUUGCAGGCUGUGACAUCCUUUGUUAGAGCAGUCCAGCUGGGAGGAAAGGGCUAUGCCCCCGCUGAGUCUGACCCCCUGAGGAAACAUGUCAAAGGCCUGUCAGACUUUGUCCAUUUCACAGACAACCUGGAGGAGAUACUGGGAGACAACCCUAACCCAAGGUACACAAGAAGCCGAGUACACAACAAGCUGGGUUGUAUUCAUUAGUGCACAUCGUAGCAAAAUGUUUUGAAUUGGAAGGUAAAAAUCAACCUUUCUUGUUGGAUAUGUUCAUGUACUGUAGUCCCUCCUGGUUUAGUCUGUUUUCUUCUGUUUGGUGCCUAAUGAAUACCACACUGACCUGGCAGACUCCCACUCCGCUUACCCUUGUCAUCAAAUCCCACCUGCCCAUUGCUGUGUACAGAUCUGAUUUCCCCCCUAAUGACUUCUGCCCCAGGUUCUCAUGAUAGCAUGUGAAUUAUUAAAAUGUUUUUUUUUUUUUUAAUCGGCUACAUCAAAGUACAAUUGACUAAAAGUCAAAAGAUAAUUUGUUCCUUCCUUGGUUUGAUUACUUAGUUAAAUUAUCAUCAAACUUUAAGAUUUCCUUGAUCAUUCAUGGCCUGUGUAUAAUUGCAGAUUUUCUUCAUCAAGCGUUUGGCAGUGCCACAAACGUGGAGAUUGUUUGGUCAUUCGAUGAAAAUGUGUGGACUGAACUUUGAGGUAAAGCAAUGGGAGAAGUCAUGCUGUGUCACAACAAGGCCUUAUUUCCCCUGAAUUCCAGUAGCAACUACAGAGCUACAUGAUUGACACCUCUUGGCACUCAGAUAUAUAGCUAUGGAGUCCAUGAUAUUGGAUGGAUUGUCCCAGUUCCCCCAUAGCAGGGGCCUUCUGGGUGUUUAUGACUGAGGGUUUUCUCCCUGCUUUGCUGUGGUGCCUCUGAUGGGACACUGGACUGAUCUGAUGCCAGAAUGGCUCUUUCAACAGCCUGCACCCCUACCUCCCCUUUCACACCCUCAGUGGAGUACUGUAUUACCACACACACAAACACCUUCUCUGAAGGGUUCAGGGCCUCUUGUUCAGCUAACAUCUGUUUUCCCAGAUUAUUCUGUUCUGGAGGCUCACUCCCCUCUCAUAAUAUCUGGGUCAGGGAUCCUAGCCUGCUCCUUCUCCACCCCACCUUGCUUCAGUGUUUACACUUGCUGAUCUUUUCAAACACCCCAAUAAUGUUGCAGUCACUUCAUGGUCAGUGAUAAGAGUGACCCCUAGAAAAAGGGAGUGUCAUUAUCCAUUUGGUAAUGACCACAUUCCAAUCUCUGUAGUGCAUCUUUUUACUCGAGGCCGAUAAGUAGAGGGCUGCUUGACUUUUCUUCCUAGUGGAUUAGAUAAUUACAAGCAUUUUAUAUUUUAUUUACACCUGUUUUUCUCAGUAUUGCUGGCGUUCGUCUGGUGACCAGUAUCAGGGCAGCUCUGUUGAAGGGGCGGGCCAGUGGCGACGUUGUGUACGCUGCAGCUGACAAGACCGCCAAGGACCUCAAAGAGAGGAUCUCUCAGAUCCACCUGUCCCACAGACUGCAGUCGGCUAGUCGGACAGGGAUCAGCCCAGCCAGGGUAUGAUACCUUUCUGGGCCAACAGAUCCAACCUCUCUCACCCUACAUGUUCAUGUCAAGGCCCUUUUCGUUUGAUCCCCAUCAACGCCAUCAUCUUAACACUAUAGUGUUUUGUGUAUUUCCCCUUCAGCCCAGAUACCAUGCUAUUAACCACGCCACUGCAUAUGGAGGUCGGGAGACUGUGAAGGUCCUGAUAAUGUUGCUGGAUGAAGAUGCUUUGGCACCGCCCUGCAGGAACAAGGCAGACCUACUCUCUGCGGAUCAGGCUGUCCUCAGUGGGGAGGAGGGGACCUGCAUGCUAACGCUGUUCCGGUGAGCCUCAUCUCACGCGCACACAUGCUAAUCAAAGCUUCAUAUGCUAAUAAUGGAUAUGUUUUCACAGCCUCUCUAACCCCUAAAUCAUAAACAGCUGCUUUCAAUCUCUGAUUGCUUCUGUGUCCUCAGAUCCCCAGAGGUUCCCACUGGCUCCUCUCCAAAACCCCUGCAGCACCGCGUCCAGGAGCGACAAGAUCAACUCAAACCCAAGGUACACACACACACAGCUCGCCUGCCUCCCACCCUCCAAGUAGGACCAGGAGACCCGAAUACGAAACAUCAAAUAAACCAAAUCAAAUGUCCAAACAUUGAAAAAUAAUGUCUUUACGUCCUGUAAUUUCUCCCUGGUAUUGUAUUAUUUAUUUGCUCAGUUGACGCCCCUCAUCUUAUAACUGGCUUCUACACGUUCACAUUUGUACAGCUGUGUUUUUGCUCCCUGCCUUUGACCAGUGUGUUGCUCUGAGUGACUCUGGGGUAUAAAACUACUCCUCUACAAUCGGGGGAUUCAAACCGGCAUCCUCCCAGUGACACGUUUUGUUAUGCUUCUCAACAGGGCUCCACCCUCUUGGUUUGACAAGUAGUCAGUCAAAAGAUGCUCUGCUCUUCUGUUUUGUCAAUCCCUCUGAGGGUUAGCAUGUUUACUGUGGUCUUUGUAUAGGUCCCUAGAUGUUUUCUCUCUUCAUUCAUUAUCAGUAGGGCCAGGAUGAUACCAGUAUCGCAGUAUUUUUUUCCAUGGCAAAAAUGAAAACACGAAGCAGACAACUCAUUGGGCCUUUAAAAAUACAGGUUGCCUGCUAUAGCUUGGAAAAUAAAUAAAUGUUACUCUGGAUGACAUAAUGUUUGUUUCCAACAUUAGGGCCGUUUUCCUAAAGUGAAAUCCGCUUAAUGUUUUGUUUCCUUGCCGCGAUACUAACGAGUAGCGCGAUACUGGUAUCGUCCCGGCCCUAAUUAUCAGGAUGUGUAAACCGAUUGAUAUAACCAACGGAUGUGGAGGGAUUCUCAGUCAGUCGUGUGGUGUUUGCAGCCUGGAAGGCUCUGGGCUUAUAGACAGUUAUAGGAUGGAGUCCUGGUGCUAACUCACUGUGCUCGUCAUUAACAAGUAUACCAUUCCUCAAAAGCACCCAGAGCAAAAGCAAAUACAACCUAGAUGUAGAAACUGCUUACUCAUCUAAAACUGAUGAACAAUGACAGUUUUUGCGAUUUUAAAGGGUCUGGGUUGUUCUCAGUCUCUACAUGGAAUAAACUGCUUGAACCCCUUUUCAAACGUGUGCUAACCACAUUUUGUGGAAAUGGGCUCCUUUAUUUGAUUGCGCUAGCAGAUGUCACUUUAGCUCCCCACAUUCUGGCUGUCUUCCUGUGAGUGCGCUGUAAUGGUCCCUGGGCAGCUCACCGCUUCCUGAACUCGGCAGGCGGAAGCUUUCUGCAUCCACUUCACUUUAAAGAUGCCAUAUCAGUCGCCUAACUCGACUAGUAAGGAAACUUGAAAGGUUAUUGUUUCCUGUUGUCUGCUGAAUGUCUUUAUCCACCUGGACCCCUCUCCAAUAGUUUCAUCAUACGCUGACGUCAGUCAACUGGCACACGUGCAGAUAGUCACAUUUAGUUUCUGCAUUGUGGGUAUUUUUUCCAUGCUUUUGUGUCGGUUUCAGACAGAUUAAACACGGCAAACUUAUCACUCAGCAAAUUAAGUGAUCUUAAUGAUGUAUUGAAUUGCAUCAUUUGGAUGAAUAGUAUGAUACCUUAUUGGUUGAUGUCUCUGUGAUAAUUUGAUCUCGGUAACAAGAUGCCUUUCAAUGCUUUAAAGUAUUUCCUCUUCCCCAUGAAAUCAAAGCUGGCUCAUCAUAAGAAGAGCUACCAUAAGAACACAAUGCGUCUGCCAACUUCUCACCUAAUAUCCUGAUCUUGCAGGUGGGCUACUGGGCUUGUGUGCGCAUUCAAAAACAAACACCAGACCCGAGAACAGAGCAAUUGCUUUUCCUGCUGUUCCUUGAGGUGUCAUCAGGAUGGGCUUACCUUCGCCUGGCCAGGCCAACCAGCUUACCUUAGCCUGGCCAGGCCAACCAGUCUAUAGGGGUUGUCUAAGGACAGCCUCUGAAGCGGUGCCCCCCCCCCCCCCCCCCCAUGUCGUCCUCUCCCUGUAAUAGAACUAGAUACUGCUCUUUCCACCUGCUAUAAUUGCAUUAAGCGUGGACUGCAUGUCAGGAGGACGUCAUGUCAGUCUUCUACCUCCCUGCCUGCGUUAUGUUCUUCCCUGUCUGUCAUUAUUUCUGGCGUUAGCGAGGUGUUUUAUUAGCAUGCAACGAGGGUACGUGUACAUUUCAUGCCUGGUGAUCCGAGGGUUCAUUGUUGUUUUAGGUGCUCUUUUGAGAAGUUCUUUGAAUAGCCUUCGCUCAGGGCUUUGAUUCCCCCCCCCUCUUUCUUUGCUUUGCAGUCCCACCCAGCUUUGCACUGCGUUCUUUUUUCUCCACUGGAUUCCUCCUUCCCUACUGCGGCUCUGCUGAUGGCCAGGAGGGAGAAAUCCUUGAGUCGUGAUAAUCCCCAGCAGGCCUAGAUCAAACGGAUGAUAAAGGAGUGGAUCAGACAGGGCCCGGUUUCCCGAUAGCGAUGGAAUUUAGGCUUACGAGUGUUUUUAACUAUUAAUCUUUCCUACAACGACUGAAUAUGUAACAUGCGUUUCUCAAAACACCACACAGAGAGAAGGGUCGCUAAGUGCAUCGUUGGAGCAUGUGUCUAUACUGAUAGGUUUGAAACGGAGCGCUGCUCUCGGAUCCACUGCUCUCGGAUCCGCUUUCUCGAUUCAAAUCUUUCCUUAACUUUUUAAAGAAUUAUUUCACAAUACUUACAACAGAUCAGUUCCGAUAGAUAUUACCACCUAUGGCUGCAAAUAUUGACGUGGCUUAUUGUAAUGCGUACCCAAUAAAAAUGUAUUUAAACAACUGAUUUGGCACAUUGCGCACAUGAUAAACUACAACAUGAAAUGUAUUGCGAAAUGAAGUAGCAACAUAUUCAAUUGCUUGAACAUAAUAUUAAUAUUUUAAUUCGGUUUUCAUUUGAAGCAUCUUUUUAUACGUGGCUUGUUUGUCAAUUGCAAAGACAUAAACUAUUCAACUUUGGUCUGAAGUUAUUGGUGGCUAUGUUUAGCGGAGAUCUGUGUAUAAAGUGAUGCGGGAGGCAAAAAAGCAUCUGAUGCACUUAGCUGUGCGAGCAUUUUCAAGUGCAACAUUGACGAGGGUUCAAGUAACAGCUCUGAGAUUUAACACUGCUUCUAGGAAGGUUCUAAUGAUGAAUUUAGCCUUACGAUGCUUUUGGGAAACCGGGCCCUGAGCCCUAUACUACAUACGUGGUUUGAGGAGUUAACGGAGGAACUUUGUUCAACUCGGGAUAGCCUAUUCCAGUGGGGAUUGUAGCAUGUAAAUCUUGGUGGGGCAAACUCCCCAAAAAUGUUUUAGAUGCAUGCCAGCAAAGCCACUACACAACACUAAACAAUACAUUAAUUCCGAGUUGGAUGACCUUUCAAAACGUGUUUUCCCUGUCGGAGCUAGUUUUUUUUUCACCAGAGUUCCCAGUUGUCUUGAACUCACUGAAGUCUGAGAUUUCCGAGUUUCCAGUUUUUAACACCGCAGAAGUCAUGCUGGAUUGACAGCAUGGCCAAUGUAUUCAACCUUUUCUGGCCCAUGAUGUUGCAUGUGAAUGUUUAUCCUUUUAAGCUUGGAAAAGAGACCCUUAAACCCAGACUUGGACCACACACCCUCUCCACUGAUUUGCAGGCUAGUGAUUGCUUUGCAACGCUUGCAGUUAGCCAUUGAUUCCUUCCAAACCACUUAUUGUUGAAUUUGCGAUUUCCAACUUGUUGUUGUGUAAUGUUUAUGUACAAUGGCCGAUGAGCACCGAUACAUUUCAUCUAUAUAAUUUAUCUUCAUAUGACAAGAAUUUAAAAGGAUUUGCCAGGAGAUUGUAGACUUGAUUCAUGAUGACUGCUUGUCUAGCUUGCUAGCUAAGGUUUUGAAAGUAUGAUGUUAACAUUUUUAUUUUGUUAUUUAACUAGUUAAGUCAGUUAAGAACAAAUUGUUAUUUACAAUGACGCCAAACCCGGACGACACUGGGCCAAUUGUGCGCUGAUGCCUCAAGCACUGAGUUGCAGUGCCUUAGACCGCUGCGCCACUCGGGAGGCCAAGACCUUGAGCCUUCUUGGAUGGGCACUUCUAAUGUAAAUCUAUGGCAGCACCCAAGGGGCUUCAAUUUUCGAGCUCUCCCCGUAGAUUAUGCGGUGACAUAGUGUCCCCAUGAGUGACAGAACACUGAGCCUACCAUGGCGCAACUCGAGAACAUUACCAACCCCUAUGCGCCGUAUUUUCCGUUGGCUGCCCCACCACCACAGAGAGCACUGAGCUCGCCCGAAACGGCUGCAUUUUGGAGCUGCCUUACUCAAGAAAGCAAAGAGAAUGUUUGGAUGCGGCUUUAUUAACGCAAUUAUUAAUUUUUUUACUUAAUUUUUUUUGCUAAAUAGGUCACCUGCCCUGAAUGACAGGUCGCCACUGGCCAGUUCCACGAAAGUGCUCGCUCACCUUUUAGCGAGGUACAUUUCUAUAGCAACGAAUCCUUCAGAACUAACCUGCUCCCGGGCAGACAAACUCCAUUUAUCCUGAAUGAAGUGUCUGAGCCACAAGUUGAGGACUGAUAAAAAUCAGAUUCCCUCCCUCUCACAAAUAUUGCAUCAUCCCCUUAAUUUGAGGAAGACUAUGGAUUUAAAAAUAUUUGAUCAAAUGUUCGUAAUAAUAAAAAUACAAGUUUAAAAUACAUCACGUUACAGGUAUCCUAGUGGUUAAGAGCAUUGGGCCAGUAACCGAAAGGUCGCUGGUUCGACUCCUCGAGCUGACUAGGUGAAAAAGCUGAGCCUUUGAGCAAGGCACUUAACCCUAAUUGGUCUAAAAUUACACUUCAAUAAUGACAAUGCAUUUGAAACUUCACGCAGAGUAAAACUUGUAUGACGUAAUGCAAUUAUUUUAUCAAUAGGAGUGGGGGGGAAGGGUGCUUGUGCAUUAAUAAGCACACCAAAGACAGCAAAACUAUAUUUAAUAAAAUAAAGUCUGCACUUCAUCAAGCCUAUUUCACACCAUAGCCUGCGGAAUAUGCAAUUACUUUUAUUUCAUUUUGAUUUCGACAAACAUACAAAUGUGGCACUGACUCGCCCAUGGAUUGAGGUUUUGGCAUUGUCUCAAUGAAGAGUUCGGCAUUUGACUAGCCACAUGUGACAUGCACGUGCUGUUACAAGCCUGCUAGCUUCAUCCAUACUGUCAUAGUAUGGAUGAAGCCUGAGAUAGCCAGCAUCAGUUAGCUUCACAUUCUAUCUUUAGAAAACCCUGAGUAGAUCUAGCUUCAAUCAUAGUAUUCCCCUGGGGCUGCUGGGAUUGUGGGCCCUGGAGAUCAGACUCACUACUUUUCUUGGCUGACCUCAGAUCAGUUGUGACAUCAUAAAAAAUUAAAGGUCUACUAGGUUCAGGUUCAUUGUCUAAUGGAAGCUUGGCUGAUAAAUGUUUUUCCUCCAGAACUUGCAGCAAAAGUGUUUUGAUAAACAAGUCUGUUCCUGGAGCGCUAUCAUCCUGUAGGUUCACGCCAACCCUAAUCUAGUGCACCUGACCCUAAUAAUUAGCUGGUUGAUCCAGUUCGUUACAACUGGGGUUGGAGCAAAAACCUAGAGGAGGGUAGCUCUCCAGGAACAGGGUUGGAGAGCCUUGAAUGUUUCUCUCCAUUUGUAGGCCAGAGAGCGAACCAUCCGAUCUCAGUUUGCCUGCACGUACCAGGACGACUCGGCGCUGCCCCUCAACCGCGUGCUGGACUUCCCCAGCACCAACCAGGUUCCCACCUGUGUGCACCCGGCUCUCAAGCGGACCCUCACUACUGUGGAAUCCACCUCUGCUGUCAAGGAGCUGGGCAGAGGUAAAAAUGUCUAGUUGUUACAUCAUUCUCCCUUUCUCACCAGAGACCUGUAACUGCAUGUCCUAGUCUGCAUGCGUGCUGAUGAACUGCUCCAGAUUUCAUCACAUAUAGUCCAGCGUAGCUACAUACACACAAAACAACCCCCCCCCCCCUCUUCAGGGAUUGGCUUCUAUUCCCUCUGACGGCACAGAUUCGGAUCGAUGCCCAGACCCACCUUCCCUGCCCAGUCCCAGAACCCUGCCCAGUCCCAGUCUUGGGACUGGUACUUACGAUCAACCUUUAAAUGAUUCCCCAUUUUAUAAAACCUGGCCGCCCCACAUCUGUAGUAAAAACCUAAAGAACGCACUCUUCUCCCUCCCUCCCUUUCCUUUACUCUUUCUUUCUGUGGGAAUCCAGGCUCCGCUCCAUCGGGUUACAUGACAAAUGUUAACUUUCAGCUCGCUAGAAUAAACACUCUGGCUGUUAAACUGCAGGCUAACGUCAGCAAUUUCAUCAGAGUUUUUUUUUUCUCCCCCUUUCCUUCCUCUCUUGUUAUAUCAUUUUUUUCGACCCUGAUUGUUAAACUCUAUUACCGUUUCCUCUCUCCAGUGGAGGUUGACCCAGAGGCUGGGAGGAAAGAGGCCCAGCGAGGAGGCCUGUCCUGGGGGGUUGCCGCAGCACUGGGGCCCACGAGUGGAAAUGAUGCCCCAAGCAGGAGAGCUGGCGGGGGCAGUCGGAAGACCAACAUCCAGACAGAAGGAAGCAGCAAAGCCUGUAAACGGAAGCUGGUGGAUUGUAGCGAACACUGUGGGUCAGAGAACCAGCCCCCUCUGAAGAAAACCCCUAGCAGUGUAACAUCAACCAAAUUGGCAGGGAAGAAGGGUGAAGCUAAAGCCCCCAGUAAGAAGAAACUGAUUGCCGGACAGUGCAAGCUCACCAGCUUCUUCAGAUUGUAAACUACUCAUUGUAGUGUUGUGUAGAAGGCAGUACUAGUAAUGUCACUUUAUUUCAUCAAUGGUCUGUCUUCUUUGAAGCUGAAUGUUCUGUAAUCAAUUGCACUUGUUUUUCCCCCCAGGGGAGCUUGGCCUAUUUUCAGAGGCUUUUAUUGUAGUCGUAUUUUUAUUGGAUUUUUUGUAUAUUAAAAAAAAAAAAAAAAAAGUUUGCCUCUGUUGUGCUUUCCAGCGAUUGACAGACAUCAUAAUUUUAAAAGAAAGAUCACCAGCUGUAGUGUGUCUGUGGGCGAGUGUAACGCAAUGAUAAAAAAGAGCUGUUGCCCAUGAGGCAAUGUGGAAAGUCUGAGAGUGGUUGAAACCCAAGCAGAUCUGUUUGAUAGCAGAUCAAUUUCGGCUUGGCCUGCAAUUUAUCUCCCUCUAAGACAAAGGGCCCACUGCCAGACACUUAUCCUCUCUGACAUGUAUCUUCACUACUACUAUCAUACAUUUUAUACUGUAUAUCUUAUUUACUUUCACCUGGACAACGUUGAUUUUCCAAAUGGAGCUAUAUUAUGUGACCCAGAAUUGAAGCUUACAAUUGUUUACAGGUUUUUCUAAGCAUUUUAAUAGUUAUUUGAUUUUAUACAUGUUUGUUUUUUUAAACUCUGCCAUAGAGAUUUAAGGAACAAAUAAGGAAAGCAUAUAGAGUUAUGCAGGAGAUUGACAGACGGCAGGGCAGCAGUGUAUGAUCCACCACACUCUUCUUAUCUUUGCCAACAGGGUCGGUACACUCGACCAAUCAUGCAUCGGAGCACUGGAGGGAAUAAAAUUGGAUGAAUUGCAGUGAUUUAAAACAAUAACUGUUUUUAAUGGUGAUAUCAUAACCUUCAACAGCCUUCAGUUUGUCACUUUUUAUAGUCUGAAAUUUCACAAGUCCAGCUGAUAAAACUCUUGUUCCAAGUAAUAAAUAGAACAUGGUGGAAAGUAUCAACACCCUCAUUUAUGGUUUUAAUGUCAGUAUCGUGUAAUCAACAGUCACCCAUUUGACAUGCUGAAUGACAGUGAGCUGGAUCUUUCUAAUGAGAACUAUUGAACAGAUACAGGAACCAUAGAAGGAAAAAGAACAAAAGGAAGUCAUUGGUCGAUACUUACUAUCAAGGUCGUCCUCCCUGCGCUCUACUUUCAGGCUAUUUUCAGUAGGAGCGUGAUCUCUUCCUCUGUCUGGGAGGACAGGAAGGGCUCGGGAGAAAGCUGUGUUCAUGCCACGUCUGGUGUGCCCUUUCAGUCUGAUGUCCUGUGGGACAGAAGGCUAGGUCACUGUCUGGCUGGCUUCCAUCAGAGUGGCUCAGCCAGUCUCUACAUUAGUAUUUUAUUUAUUUAUUUUUUAGUAUACUCUGUCCACUGAAGAUUCUAUUGCACAAUCAGGUCUGGUGAACCAAAGCCGAAGGUUAUCUAGCUUGCAUGAUACAACAAAGAUACAACAAUACACAUGAAAGGGCUAUAGAAUCCAAUGUCCAAAUUAAUGGGACUUUGGGAUGGUGUUUUUCUUUUCCAUUCAUUUGGGAAUGAUGCAUGCCAUUUGCCAGAUGGACAUUUAAGAAGCGGCACAGAUCUUCUGGGUCUCAAACCCCGGCCUACUGGACCUGAUCCAGGCCAUAUGAAACCAGUAUCAGAGGGUCCCCAGUUAUCCAGACAUAUCAUCUGCCCAAGUGGCUUUAUAGCUCCUCUCCUCAUCCCUCUCUCCUGUUCCAUUACAUCAGAGAUAACCAUGUCCAUGACGUGCAUGCCAUACAGCUACUAGACUAACUGAUUCACUCCACAUGCCUGCCAAACCUUUGAUGGAGCACAGACACUAUCGUACAUUUUGCCACUUUGUGAAUCUAAUAAAGAUAAACGCCUGUCCUUUUCAUCUUUGUUUGAUAAUGGCUGACGUUUGAGCGAAUGUAAAAUAUUGGCAUAUGGAACACACUGUAUUGAUGCUGCUACUGAUGAAAAUGAGAGUUAAGAGGAAGAUUGGUAUGAUGAUGAUGGACAUGGAUGAAGGAAGAUACUUACUGAGAGGAUGAAGAUCUUUGUGUUCCCCUCUUCGUCCAGCCCGAGUCCGUUGUCCAGGAUGGGCUCCCGUCUGAACCUCGGGGCAGCCAGAGCGUUGUCGCUCAUCGUGUCUUCGCCUAGUAUGGAACGCAGGCUCUCCUGCUCUGUCCUACCCUCCUCCAGCUUGCCUGUUGGUACAGCUAAGACGGCCAAGCGGGUGCUAAACUCAGAGAACAGCACCAGUGUGAAUACAACAGAGUAUAGGGAGAUCAUGAUUCCUACUACACUAUCUUGGUCCUAACGGCCUUGCGAGGGUCAUUGAGAGUGGACUUCAGUUGCGCUCACCUGUGAUGACUGUUCACUUUCAGUGGCCC
This is a messenger RNA of Coregonus sp. 'balchen', 15459 nucleotides long. The record is from the annotation of a GenBank genome assembly. NCBI's taxonomy places the organism in Eukaryota, Metazoa, Chordata, Actinopteri, Salmoniformes, Salmonidae.